GUUCCGACAUUAUCAGAUUGCCAUUUCCAACCAAGGUGACCCUGAUCCGAAAUGCCCUCCAUACCCGUCCAUUCGCCCAGCAGCACGCAGCAGUCUGCAUGCCCAAACCCCUUGCCGCAGCUUUUGCAAACGCCCUCGGGGCUCGCGCUCCUCGAGCUUCAAGGCACGUUCCAUGUGCCAGCCUCAUCCAGCCAGGCUGACGAUGUCGACCCAAGCGGAGACGCGAACUUUGAUCAAGGAAUCGCCACUUCUGUGGGUAGGCUGCUGUUUCCAGCGUACUCCUCGUCAGCUCCAAAGGAGGACACGGCUUGGAUGAAGCGCGUUUAUCUGUACGUCGGCAAACAUCAACGUCUUACCGGUGAAGUCAAGAAACUUCCGAAGCCCAUGGGUAUUUUGCGCAGACGGCCAAAGGCUAGCACCGAGGAUGCGGACGAGCUCGAGAUCGUGGAAGUGGUUAGGCACAAGAUAGUCUUUUCAACGCGACCAGAACCGGUCAGCGAGGAUUAAACAAAUGCUACUAAAUACACAAGAGCACGGCUCAACCGCCGUUGAUCUCCACGAGAACCUUGACUUGGUUCGCCUUAUCGUGGAUCAGUGAGUAGAAUCCCUCCGACUCGACCUCAUUCAGCUUGAUCCGCUUGGUGAUCAAAGACUCCGGCUUCAAGCUUCCAUUCGACAACGCUUCCAUGACUUCCUGGAAGUCGCCUGCAACGUACGUCGCAAUGCCUAGGUACUUGCGCUCCUUAAACACCAUCUUAUUCACAUCGAUGGAGCAGGGCUUCUCCCACACUGCAAUGUUGAUGAUGGUACCCCGUGCUCGAACAGCAUCUAUAGCAGCGUCCAGCCCAGCCUGUACACCGGCAGCGUCGAAAACCUUGUGCACUCCCUGGUCUUCGCACAGUUCUCUGCACCGUGCCGCCACGUCGUCCUUGGUCGGGUCCAGGACGUAGUGCGCGCCAAGUUCCAGUGCAAACUGCUUCCGUCUCUCCGCGACCUCGGACACGAUUAUUUUCUUGACGCCGCGCGCCUUGAGGCAAAGAAUCACCGCGAGUCCGAUCGGCCCGCCGCCUAACACAAGCACGGAUUCAUCCGAUGUGACUUCGCCCAUCUUGACGGCGUGCCAUGCCACGGCAAGCGGCUCAACCAUGGCUCCAACCUCGAGAGACACGUUGUCCGGCAAAUGGAACACAAAGGACUCGUCCAAAACGACGUACUCUGCAAGGCCGCCGCCGUAGCCACUGAGACCAACAAAUCCGUUGCUAUAACAACAAUUGAUCUGACCAGAUGUACAUGCGCCGCAGGUCCCGUCGUAUAUGAUUGGCUGUACCACGACGCGAUCACCCUUCUUAAACUUGGUCACUCCUUCGCCUACGUCGUCCACGACGCCGCUGAACUCGUGUCCGAAUGUCAAAGGGACGGUCUCUUUGGUGAGGGGAUGCGGUGUUGUUGGGCAAAGAUUCGGGCCUCCAAGAUAUUCAUGGAGAUCUGGUAGUACAUGUUAGGGUUAUUUCGUAAGAUUUCGCAAGCUGGGGCCAUGGCAGACCUGUCCCACAUAUGCCGCACCAUGAUGGCCGAAUCUUCAGUGAUACAUCUUUAAGUCAGCCAUGGGCUCAACAACAUCCUACUUUUCCCACCCUCUUGCCCACUCACUUUGACUUGCCCCUUUUUCACGGGCGGCACGGCGACGUCCUCAAACCUCAAGUCGUUCUUCCCGUGGAACACGACGGCCUUCAUGGUUUGCUGCGCCAUGCCAGGCUGGAAAUGCUGUGAGAUUGAC
This is a messenger RNA of Verruconis gallopava, 1777 nucleotides long. RefSeq lists its product as uncharacterized. The coding region runs from base 52 to 507 and encodes 151 amino acids. The transcript has a single exon. Gene Ontology annotation, cellular component: Ctf18 RFC-like complex. Lineage: Eukaryota; Fungi; Ascomycota; Dothideomycetes; Venturiales; Sympoventuriaceae. The record is from RefSeq and is a predicted model, not a curated record. Gene Ontology annotation, biological process: mitotic sister chromatid cohesion.